AUGGUUAGAGAAGUAAAGCUAAUCAAGGAUAUUCAAGCUCAACAAAGAGGUUGGACAAUAAAAGUGGUGAUUAUUGAGAAAGCAAUGCCACGAGUUUCUAAAUCAAGUCCAAACAAAUAUCAAAGGUUAAUCUUAGCUGAUGAAGAAGGUAAUAAGAUCCAGGCCACAAUAUAUGGUGGAGACAUCCACAUCUUCCGAGACACACUCAUAAUUGGGAAAAAUUAUUAUAUUUCUAAUGCUUGGGUUAAAGAAAUUGGUGCACAGUAUCAGAUUGUUCAAAAUAAUUUGCAAUGGACUAUAAAUGGUCGAACCAUUGUGGAAGAAGUGACUGGAGAUUCAGAGAUAAUUGUGCCUGCUGUUUAUAGCUUUGUCCCGUUCUCACGACUACACACUUAUAUUGACUCUCUUUCCCACGUCGGUAUAUGUGAUUGGAAUAGCGAUUGA
Molecule: messenger RNA, 444 nt
Organism: Ziziphus jujuba (common jujube)
Lineage: Eukaryota; Viridiplantae; Streptophyta; Magnoliopsida; Rosales; Rhamnaceae
Product: replication protein A 70 kDa DNA-binding subunit B
Exons: 3
Coding region: 1-444 (147 amino acids)
Source: RefSeq, a predicted model, not a curated record